This is a messenger RNA of Limanda limanda (common dab), 1583 nucleotides long. It is a transcript of the gene drd2l, whose product is annotated as dopamine receptor D2 like. The coding region runs from base 1 to 1455 and encodes 484 amino acids. Gene Ontology annotation, molecular function: dopamine neurotransmitter receptor activity, coupled via Gi/Go; G protein-coupled receptor activity. Gene Ontology annotation, biological process: adenylate cyclase-activating adrenergic receptor signaling pathway. Lineage: Eukaryota; Metazoa; Chordata; Actinopteri; Pleuronectiformes; Pleuronectidae. Gene Ontology annotation, cellular component: glutamatergic synapse; presynaptic membrane. The record is from RefSeq and is a predicted model, not a curated record. The transcript is spliced from 7 exons.
AUGACUUUCCACAAUGAGUCAGAAGAGACCUUCCCUCCCUCCUUCCCUCCCUCCUUCUCGGAGUACAACUUCUCCGUCUUUGUCACCCACGACCUCUCGGACUUCCCCACCUCCUCCCCGCUGACCUCCUCCAACUGCACCAGCCCCGAGUCGGCCUCCUCCCCCCCGUACAACUUCUACGCGGUGCUGCUGGUGCUCCUCAUCUUCUGCGUGGUGUUCGGCAACGUGCUGGUGUGCGUGGCGGUCUCUCGGGAGCGAGCUCUGCAGACCACCACCAACUACCUCAUCGUCUCCCUGGCUGUGUCCGACCUGCUGCUGGCCACGCUGGUCAUGCCGUGGGGCGUCUACCUGGAGGUGGUGGGAGAGUGGCACUUCAGCCUCAUCCACUGUGACAUCCUGCUCACCCUGGACGUCAUGAUGUGCACGGCCAGUAUCCUCAACCUCUGCGCCAUCAGCAUCGACAGGUACACAGCGGUGGCCAUGCCGCUGCUCUACAACACCAGAUACAGCUCCAGGCGCAGGGUGGCGGUGAUGAUCUCUGUGGUGUGGUUCCUCUCGUUCGCCAUCUCCUGCCCCUUACUGUUCGGACUCAACAACACUGCCGACCCAGAAGGCACCACCUGCAGCUUUGCCGACCCGGCCUUCGUGGUGUACUCCUCUGUGGCCUCGUUCUACGUUCCCUUCAUCGUCACACUGCUGGUGUAUGCGCAGAUCUGCGUGGUGCUGCGCAAACGAGGCAGACGCACGGCUCCGUCACGCAGACACGGGCUGCACACGCUGCGCGGCGCUGAGGCAGGAGAGGGUCAUCGGCAUAGAAAGAAUAAGUGCACACAACCAGAGGAUGUGAAGUUAUGCACCCUGUUCCUGAGGCCCGCCACAGCCCCCCCACAGCGCAAGAAAGUGACCCUGGUGAAGGAGGUCGUGGUUCACCCCCUCGAAGUGGAGCCGGGUCAGUUCCUGCCACAGAUGGGGCAGAGUCUGGCUCCUCCCCCUGCGCCCCAGACCUCCUCCCACUCGGGACGGGCAACCAUCUCCCUGUCCAUCUCCGUCGGACCUGCCCCGGUUCUCCCUUCAGCCGUGACGCGAUCGGGCCUGAUGCCUCGUCCCCCAACUCUGGAGGAUGGCAUGAGGGGGCGUGAGGGAUGGAGGGAGCGCAGCGGAGGUAGAGAGAGAUGGGGGAUCACCAAGGAGAGGGUGAGAGGGAGGCUGUCUCAGCAGAAAGAGAGGAAGGCGACACAGAUGCUCGCCAUUGUCCUCGGCGUGUUCGUCAUCUGCUGGCUGCCUUUCUUCCUGACCCACGUGCUGAAGGCCCACUGCAGGAGCUGCUGCAUCACGCCCUCGCUCUACAGCGCCGUCACCUGGCUGGGAUACCUCAACAGCGCCGUCAACCCCAUCAUCUACACCACGUUCAACAUCGAGUUCCGCAAAGCCUUCAUCAAGAUCCUGCACUGCUGAGAGCCGCCGAGAUGAAAGGUGUCAGCACGCAGGGAGAAGGCCUUCGAGACCGGAGUUGAGAGCAAGUGGAGGAGGAGGAAACAGAUUGGAAUUCACGAUAACUUGAGAUGAUAUCAACUUUCUGGGAA